Molecule: messenger RNA, 1208 nt
Organism: Rhipicephalus sanguineus (brown dog tick)
Lineage: Eukaryota; Metazoa; Arthropoda; Arachnida; Ixodida; Ixodidae
Exons: 3
Coding region: 151-627 (158 amino acids)
Source: RefSeq, a predicted model, not a curated record
GACACGUGAGCGGAAAAAGCAGCCGCUGCUCGGCCUGUCCUCAACAUGGCAGCUGCGCUGUUGCCAUGGCAGUCGCGGAUUGCCGCCGUCGCACGAGAUAAAUCGUUAGCCGCUGCGACAACGUAAACAAGAAGACGCAGUCGGCCGGACAUGUCAUCGAGCGAAUAUUCAGAAGGCGACAGCCUAAGCCGCAGCGACGAGUCCCUGUCGGCAGAAGACGAUGGCGAGGACAUUAUGUACCAGCUGUCCGUGUUCUGGCCUUACCCAAAGGGUCCUGACGCUUCGCUGAGGAAGGGCCCCAGCCUCGCGAACCUCUCAAAGCGGCCCGUGCUUUGCAAGGGUCCGGACCCCCAGAACCGGCGCGGGCCAGAUCCUUCGCUGCGCAAUGGACCAGAUCCCAAGAACCACAGCGGCAUCAAGUGGCGCUCGGACUGCGCCGGCUGGAAAGGCCCGAAAGCGGAUGCCAUGCUUUUGCUGGCGAAGCCCAAGAGGCGCCGCAAGAGGGGCGUCAAACACGCGGCCCCGGUUCCCGCCGCGGAAGAGCGCACAGACGAGGACGAGUCCGACAGCGGCCGCGCCGACCGAACGCCCCACAUCAGGGUGCACCGCAAAGAGUCCGAAGUGUGACUCUAUCCCGCCUCAGCCGAACUAAUACUGCUGCCGUAUCUGCCGCUGCUGCUUGCACGCUGCUUCACCUUCAAGGAAACCACGCCUAAAGGGUUUCUCAAGAUGUACGCCUGGCACCGCAGGGUAUACGGGAAAAUGAUGGUUGCGUCGAUCAGGCGCACGACAACAGCGCCCGGCCAACAUUAUAUCAUUCGUACUGUACGUGAAGAUCGUCCGUACGAAUGGACGCCGGCCAAUCAUGGUGGCGGCCAACAAGAUGGCAGACUGAACAUGUCGGCCAUUGACAAACACUUCAUGCUAACGAAAACAAGUGGCAAUCCGAUUGACCCCAGAUGAAAAAAAAAGGAAAAAAAAAAGAGAAAAAAACAACAGAGAAACGAUAAUUAAAAUCAAGCACGGCAAGCUUCGCAGUUAGGGACAUAAGUGUGCAGUGCAUUCGGCGUAAUUGACACUUGCCGCAAGUUUUUCUCUUACAUUCAUAAGCAUCGUGUUAUAAGGAUAAAUGGCAGGCACCCAUUAAUUGAUUGGGGCAAUUCGUUACGCGCAAACACGUUUGUAAAUAAAGCUUUGUUGACAGAGUA